AAGGAAAGAAGAAGAAAACCGCGCACAAUAUUCUACACAAAUUUUUAUCUUCCCAUUGGCCAGACAAAGUUUUCGCCAUCCAAAAUCGCAACUUUUUCUCCCCUUUACCAUUCACCCUUUGCCAUUUGAUUUCGUUUUCCCCAAUUUCAUCUUCAAACAAUCUAAAAACCGUUGGUCGAUGCCGCCUGUCUCCGCAUUGGAUCAAACGCCGUCGUCUUCUGCGCACGAAUCGAGCACCGUCGUCAGAUUCUCAAGCCUUCGCGGAGUACGAUGGCGCAUCGAUCUCGGCGUCCUGCCGAGUUCUUCUUCUUCCAUCGUUGAUCUCCGGCGUGUCGCUGCAGAUUCCAGGAGGAGAUAUGCCAAUCUGAGACGAAGGCUUAUAGUCGAUCCUCAUCUCUCAAAGGAUGAUAUCAAUUCUGAUCUUGUCAAGGACAAUCCAUUAUCACAAAGCCCAGAUAGCAUUUGGAGCCGCUAUUUUAGGAAUGCUGAAGUGGAAAAGAUGCUUGAUCAGGAUUUGUCACGGUUGUAUCCUGAUCAGGAAAGUUAUUUCCAGACAACCACAUGCCAGACUAUGUUGAGACGAAUACUUCUUUUGUGGUGCCUUAUUCAUCCAGAAUGCGGAUAUAGGCAAGGAAUGCAUGAACAACUAGCUCCACUUUUGUAUGUUCUUCAUGUUGAUCUCCAGUACCUUUCACAUGUACGUGGACAAUAUGAAGACCACUUCAAUGAUGAAUUUCAAGGGGUAUCUCUUCCUGAAACUGACUUGAGUGCCAACUAUAGGUUUGAGAAAAUCAUGAAUCGGAACAUAGGAACUGAUGGAGAUAAUAGUUCACAAGGGAAAACUGCCAAAGUGAGAAGCCUUGAUGAGCUAGAUCCUGAAACAAAGGACAUUUUUUUUAUGAGCGAUGCUUAUGGAGCAGAAGGAGAGUUGGGUGUCAUCUUAUCAGAAAAAUUCAUGGAGCACGAUGCCUACUGCAUGUUUGAUAUUUUAAUGAAUGAUGCCCAUGGUGUGGUUGCGAUGGCAGAAUUCUUCUCUCCUUCUCCCUCCAUUGGGUCCAGUACAGGAUUGCCUCCCAUAAUUGAAGCUGCCUCAGCAAUUUAUCAACUCCUUGCUACCGUUGAUUCAUCUCUUCACAGUCAUCUGGUUGAGCUUGGUGUAGAGCCUCAGUACUUUGCAAUGAGAUGGCUACGUGUUUUAUUUGGACGAGAAUUUCCACUAGAGGAUCUUUUGAUAAUGUGGGACAAAAUAUUCUCUUACCCUAACAAUAAAAAUUUUCCACAUCAGGCAAAUGAGCUAGAAUUUAGAUGCAGGAUAUUGUGCUCACCUAGGGGAGCAUUUAUCCUAGCAAUGGCUGUUUCUGUUCUACUUCACCUGAGAUCUUCACUUCUAGCCACUGAUUUUGCAACAGCUUGUCUCCAGAGGUUAUUAAAUAUUCCUGAAGACUUAAAUGUCAAGAAGUUGAUCGAGAAAGCAAAGUCACUGCAAGCUCUUGCUCUGGACUUGGUUUUCUCCUCUUGUUCUCAGGGAGGAACCUCUAGAUAUAAUCGUGAAGGUAGAAGAGGACAUAGCCUUUCCUAUGGUUCUAGCCCAAUCACUCCAAAUCAACUAUCAGACAGCUACUGGGAAGAGAAGUGGAGAUCUAUGUAUGCAUCAGAAGAACUUAAAAAGGGAAAUAGCACCACUACCACUUCGAGUGAUAAGAAAAAGGAAGCAGUAGCUAGAAAGUUCAGUCUAUCAAGGACAGGAUCUGUUCCUUGUCCAAUGGAGAUACCAAACAAAAAUGGAGGACCUUCUGAUGAGAAAACUAUUGUAGACAGUAAUACUGAAAAUGACCAAAGUAAGUAUAGAUGUGGAAUUCCCAGUACUUCAGAGGUAGAAACAGAAUCAUAUUUUCAUGGGGAACAGGAUGAUCAAAAUAUCAAGAGAAAGCAAUCAGACGUUGCUGGCGAAACAUGUUUUAGUGCUGAGAAUUUGUCAACAAUGACCAGUCCCCUUAGAAUGGUCAAUGACCAUGAGUAUGACUCAGAUGAAAGUAGUGCCACAUCAAGUUCGUUGGUUGUUGAUUCUUAUGAUGAGAUUAAUCAUGUGGAAGAGCCAUGUAGUUACAUUAUUGAUAAGGAAGGUAUCACCAAGUGUAUAAGCGAAAGUGGACAUGGAUCAGGUAGAGAAGAAACAGAUGCAGCACCUCUAAAGCAGCAGAAACCACUUGCUGGUAGAUUUCAGUUGUUUCAAAAAUCUAAUAGAGGCGGUUGUCAAGGUAACCUAGAAAAUGGAACAGCUGAAUCUAAAACAUCCUUGUUGAUGCAGAUUGUUGCACUAUUUCUGUUCUACAAAUUUAAUCAUCCACGCUGUAAUUCCUUUUCAGUGCAUGAAAGGAUGAAAGAUGAGGACAAAGAUAUCAAUGUGACUUUAAGAACUAUCGGAAAGUCCAUGUUUGAUAAAAUACAGAUCAUUGAGUUGGCCUUAAAGAAAGAUCAAAUCCCUGAAAAUUCUGGAAAUAGCAGGUCGAAUGCAGAUGAUCUCGGACAACAGCAAAUUGCGGCAUUUGCAGCCCUCGAUGAACUUCAGAAGAUUAGCAAUUUGUUAUCUGAGAUGUAACACGAUAGCAAUAUGUACAUAGAUCGUUAUAUAUGAUUGUUUCCUCUUUUUCUCUAAGUACAUAAUCCAAAAUAUCAUCAUUUGUAGGUGUCUCCUUAUUCAAUCUAUUUGGGGGCAACGAAAGUGAGAUUUUGUAGAUAAGUCCAACUUGUACAUAAAAUUCUAAUGUCCAAGUGUGUUGAUUGAGAUUUUUUUUCCUU
This is a messenger RNA of Zingiber officinale, 2799 nucleotides long. Its product is annotated as TBC1 domain family member 5 homolog A-like. Lineage: Eukaryota; Viridiplantae; Streptophyta; Magnoliopsida; Zingiberales; Zingiberaceae. Bases 179 to 2599 code for a protein of 806 amino acids. Gene Ontology annotation, biological process: activation of GTPase activity. Gene Ontology annotation, molecular function: GTPase activator activity. The record is from RefSeq and is a predicted model, not a curated record. The transcript is spliced from 5 exons.